AUGCAGAAAUUACGCUCAUCCCAGGCACUGAGUCCCCAGAUCAUUCGGUUGGCGAUUGCCAAAUUCUCCCACACCACUACUACCAUUGACCACAUUGGACCACUGACAUGGAAUCAUGUGAGUGGCAAUGGAGACUUGGUUUGCGUUUUUGAGAAGCUUCCAAGUAGUGCUUCUGCGUCAAUCGGCUUAAUUCAGCGAGUGAUCCGAGGCAAUGUCAUCUUAGAGGAUAUCAAUGUCACAGAUCUUGUUCGGAUGGCUCAAUUGAGAGCCCAGUCAGAUACUCAGGGUUCAUUGCCCAAGUUUCCCUUUGCGGCUGUCGUCAAGCUCCCUUGUCUUGCGAUCAAGUAUCCUGAAGGUGGAACCCAUAUCCGUCGAUUUCAGAUCAAGUUCACCAUGGAAGGUGACUACCACACAGCUCUGGCCAUCUUAGGGGAGAUCGGAUGUCCACUGACUGAAGGCAAUACACCUGCUCUACGUCCAACUCCCUCCGUAUCAUCAUGGACAUCUGGUCAUCUUUCUCAUGCACCAAGCAUCAUGAUUCCAUCAACUUCAGUCCGCAGCAUUGGUGCCCCAUUUAAUCAUAUCGGAGCCUAUGGGUCUCAAAGAACCUCAGCAUCCCUCCGAGCAUCAUCUCCUGCCAGCACUGUGUCUUACGCUCCCUGCAGAUUUGGUCCUCGUCAACCCACAUUUAAUCAUCCAGCCCAAAGCCUGGAGCCAUUGUCCACGGUUCCAUUUCAAUCCACUCAGGCCCCAUAUGUAUCCUACCAGGAGCCAGAAGCAUCCAGCUCUCAGUCUUUCACAGUCCCCGCAAUCCACAACCUUGAGCAGUUGAACCAGAUGCUACCUCCCAAGCGAGACUUGCCGUUCCAAAAGCCACCGUCUAAAAAGGCCCGUUCCGCCAGCGUCGCUCGACCUGCAGAAUCAGCUAAGGAUCAAGACCGGAUUCACCAUCCCUUCGACGCAGUCAUGCAACCCGAGCUAUCCGUCCUGGAUCCUGGCUUGCAAGAGGCUGGGACUCUUAUACCCUCCCAACAAAGCCAAUGUGCAGCUGCGAGUCAGAAAUCACUCGCCUGCGAGAACCUCAUCACCUCUCCAGAGGUAUCUAGUACCGACAGGGUAGUUGAGCACUUAGCCCAGAGAGCUACUCUCCAAAAUGCAUCCCAAUUACAAUCUCAACCGGGUGCAAACAACAGAGUCGGCAUAGUAACCGGCCCCGAACGUAUACAGGACCAAUCACCCUCUCUACCCUCGUUUGGAUCUGCAUCUGUACCCCAUGCAGUCCCCGCCAUGACAGAAGACCAUCUUGCGCAAUAUUUAGCUGCACCCACACCAGAGCGAGUCGCCUUUCUCGAGAACUGGAUGUGUGACUUGAUCGAGGAUGACAGAUUUAUGAGCCUGUGUCAGGAUGUUGAGGGGACGUGGAGACGGUUUGCGUUUGGGAAAAGGCAGUGA
Molecule: messenger RNA, 1452 nt
Organism: Penicillium nucicola
Lineage: Eukaryota; Fungi; Ascomycota; Eurotiomycetes; Eurotiales; Aspergillaceae
Exons: 4
Coding region: 1-1452 (483 amino acids)
Biological process (GO): reciprocal meiotic recombination
Source: RefSeq, a predicted model, not a curated record